Molecule: messenger RNA, 4092 nt
Organism: Procambarus clarkii (red swamp crayfish)
Lineage: Eukaryota; Metazoa; Arthropoda; Malacostraca; Decapoda; Cambaridae
Biological process (GO): regulation of transcription by RNA polymerase II
Cellular component (GO): nucleus
Molecular function (GO): DNA-binding transcription factor activity, RNA polymerase II-specific; RNA polymerase II transcription regulatory region sequence-specific DNA binding
Source: RefSeq, a predicted model, not a curated record
GAGUCUUAGGCUCGUAGCUCGGGCAGUUUACAAGGGUAAAUAUUGGGUCUUGAGUGUGGAGGUCUUAUGGUUUACGUCACCAAAGCCUUCACCACCGUAAACUGAAACCUGGUGGAGAGUGGAGCCAUGAAUGCUGAAGAUCCACAAGAUACUUUCAGCAAAACUUACAAAGGCACAGAAUCUCUCAUGGCUUGCAAACAUUCUGAUGUCCAUGGCAAAGAUGAACAGGAAUUGGAAAAUCCUAUACUUGAUGCACAAGUUGAUGCUUCAAGUAAAUAUGAACAGAACUCGGGAACUAUUGGAGAUGAAAUACAGUUUGAUGCACCUGCUGGACCUGAACAAAAUCCAGGUCUCAGCAUAGCUAAUAUCUGUAUUGGUGACUUUAGUAACAGUAAGAAAGACCUAGUCACUAUCAACAUAAAUGAUUCUUAUUCAACUGAAACUUUCAGUUGUAAACAAAAGUUUGGUAGCAGUGAUGGCAUCUUGCCUCACAUAAUUGUGUCCUCUCCUUUAGAUACAACUUUUACUACCAAGGCAAAACAAGAUUUUACUACAAAGAGUCAGAGCAUCAUUGUUGCGGAUGAUUGUAAGCAUAUUGGUUCUGCUAUGAUAAAUGUUGCUUCAGUUAGUAUUAAACAGAGUUCAAUAAAUGUGAUGCCACUAGCUGUACCAGGUGGUGGAUCCCCAUUGGUUUCCUCUAAACUGCAGAAUAAUGAUCACGAUAAGGCUUCGAGUUGUCCUAAAGUUAAAAUUAAAAAGACAGGCUCUGUUGUUGUCAGAACAAUUGCACCACGUACAAUACGUAACAUUUCUGCAAAGUGUUCCUCCAGCAAAAAUGGUGCUUGUGAUGAACCUUCUGGUACUAUAUUGAUAACUAGAGAGAUGAAUGAAGGAAGGACAAAUGGUUCUUCUAAGGUAAGAGGGUUUCCUACAGCACAAAUUGCCAACAAACCUUUACAAAUCAAACUGAAAGUUAAUGAUCGGUUAAAUCUUUCCACUUUGGAUAAUGAACCUUCAACAAACCAAGAACAUGUGAUCAAAAACUCAUCACAUUCUAUUUGCAAUGAUGAUGUGUUGAUCUCAAGGCAGCUUGAUGAUGAUGGAGAUAAUAACAUUACAGGAGUAACAAGGAGAAUGACUAACAGCAAGACACCAAGUGAUAUUGUAGAUUCACACUCUGAAAUACAGGAUGGCAGUAGCCAUAACUGUGGUUUCUGCAGGUGUAGAUUAAAGAGAGCUGAAGGGAACACUAGCUUGGCACUUGACAAACCACUACCAUCAAGUUUGUUAGAUCCCAUAUCUCUGCUGCAGUGCCUGGGCAUAUCCUCCCCAUUAUAUGCCAGUGGAAUUACCAAGAACAAUUUAAGUAUUGUUGUGUGUCAGCAGUGCUGUACUCUGGUUUCAGAUGGUGAUGUAGUGUACCAGCAAUUAUUAUCUGUUAUAUCACAGAUGAGGGAACUGUGGCCCACAAAUGACAGUGAAAUAUUAAUGGUUCCUGUUGAUUCAAAUGGCAGUGAUAAUGCUUUGAAGGCAAACUAUGAGUCACAGAGUCUAAAGAAAACUCCAGUGCAAUCCUCUCAAAAUGUGUAUAAAAGUUGUAAAUCAAUUUUACCUAAACCAAACAUGUCAAAAGAGAAUGAUUCACUGACAAGUUAUGUUGAUGGAAAAGUGCACAAGGUAAAAUUUAAACAAGAGCUUUCAAAUAAUAAGAUGCGUAUAUGUGGAUUUUGUGGAAUGGAUUUGUAUGGCGAGGGAGACUGGAAUCUUCACCAAAGUGCUGUGCAUAGAGUAGAGAAAAAAUGGAGAUUAUUUAAUUUACAACCAACUCUUAAAACACUUCUUGCAAAGGAAAUAGAGCAGGUUAGCAUGAGAGAGAGAGAAGAUUCAAGACAGAAUUGGAAGUCCGAGAACAUAAAUACACGAAAGUGCCCUGCAUGCAGUAGAACUUUCUCGGUAUGUGAAGAGUUGGUGCAGCAUCUACGCAACUACCACAAUAUGGUUAUUGAUGAAGAGUUUUUGUGCCAUAUCUCGGAGGAUGCAAACGUGAUGGACUGGAGUAACAGCACUGAGACACACAUGGUUGAAAAUUCAAUAAAAUUAAAAACUGAAGGGAUGUGGGAUGACCACACUGGAGUCCAAAACUCUGAGAGUGAUGCAGUGUUUGGCUGCACUCUAACAGAUAAUGAUACACCAGUUUGUGAAGGACUGGGAGAGCAAGGCAUUAUCACUACUGUAAAAGGUGAAAUAACCAACAUAAACACUGAAGAUGAUGCUUUAUCAGUGCCAGAUGACAGCCAAAAUUAUAUUGGAGCUAAUGAGAAUAAAGAAUUUAGUAUACAGGUAUUUAAAAAAGAGAAUUCAAAGAUUGACUGUAGCACAGAAUUUUGCUGUAGAGUUUGUGCAGAGUCGUUCACAAGCCUAGUGGACUUAGAGAAACACGAGUGCUUGGAGCACUCAGAAUCAGUUAAAGUGAAUAAACACAAGAUUGGUGAAGAAUGCAAGGUACAAACUACAUUCUCUGGUAUUGACUCUUUACCAAUGAUUUUGAGGGCUAAAACCAAAGUUAGAUGUAAGUUAUGUAACCAGAUUUGUGAUAGCCCAGAAGAUCUAAAUAACCACAUAGACACCUGCCACGAAAACUCUGUUGUCAUUCUGGAAGAUGAUGGAUAUGGAGGCGUUAUUGACCAUCGCUUAGAGCUAUCUAAGGCCCUUGGUUCAGAUUUAGAACAUGUACAAAAGGGAUCUGAAGCACCUAAACUUCAACUAAAUGCCUCAAAGAAAAAAACUGAAAAGAAAAAAAAAAUUGUGUGUAAUUUGUGUGGGGACAUCUUUCUUAAUCGCCUCUUGCUGGUGAGACACAAACGUUCAUCCCAUGGGGAUGUGUAUGGAGUAGGUGGAGUUAAUGGGUUAGUGAUGGUGGAAUGUGAUCUCUGUGGUAGGAGACUACAUGGAAUAGGAUCUCUACGACUUCACUUAUCUAAGGUGCACAAUAGGUCACAGAAGCCUCCACUAAAACACAGAUGCAAAAUGUGUAUAUUCCACUCUAAGACACGGAACCAGCUGGAGAAACACAUGCAGGAAAAGCAUGGUCUGAGUGUAUUGCCACCUGUUGAAUGUAAAGUGUGUGGCAAAAUGUACAGUGCUAAGUACAUCGAUAUACAUAUAGCAAAUAUGCAUGAAAAUCAAAAAAAGUUUUCUUGUAACUUUUGUGCCAUGAAGUUUAAUAUAAAGUCUAGUCUAAAAUGUCACAUUUCGUAUGAACAUGCAAACAACAAGUGGUCUUGUGAUAUGUGUCAUAUAGAGUUUGAGAAGUAUCACCAAUUACGGCAACAUAGAAUAUAUGUCCACAGUACUCAAGUGUAUUCGUGUCCACAGUGUGGGAAGACUUUCAAACGUAAAAGUGAUAUGACAGAACAUGGUAAAAGGCGACAUAUGGAAAAAAUAAUGAGCGAGUGUACUUAUUGUGCAAAGGCUUAUUCUGAUCGUAAAAAACUUAGGUCCCAUUUGAUAAAGAAACAUGGUGUGGCUUGGGAGGACACAUUAUCUAAAAGUUAUGCUCGUCACCAGCGAGAAAAUAAUUGCUUGCGUAAACACCAGCCGAGAAAUUCAAAAAUAGUAUCUCAGAGUUUAACUUAUAAUGGAGAGACCGUUGGUAUUGAAAUUGUGCCGAGUCAGUAUGACCUUGAGGACAGUGGAGAGUACAUACACUCCGAAGAGGAACAGCAAGGUGAUGACCGCCGUGAAGUUCACCAGGUGCAACAUACUACUCAGAAGCAGGAAAAGAUAAUCACAACAUAUGCAGGAGCCAGCAUAGAAAUGAUGGAAAGUCAGGAAAAAUUUAAAGUGGUGCAAGUUACUGAAGGUUCAAAAAAUAUGACCGAUAUGGCAAACAUAUGCUAUAUUGUUCUAGAAGAGACUCAUACAUGAUGUGGUUAAUUCUGCAUUAUGAAUUGUAUUAAGGACCAAUGAGCUUAUCAAAUAUAUGACGUCCAACAUGAGCAUCUACGGCACUGAGAGGGUCAUCCAGCAAGAAGAUAUCUGCGUCACUAUAUGCUGCCCGGGCCAGAGACACCCGUUGUUUUUGUCCACCAC